This is a messenger RNA of Ramularia collo-cygni, 6201 nucleotides long. RefSeq lists its product as uncharacterized. The record is from RefSeq and is a predicted model, not a curated record. Lineage: Eukaryota; Fungi; Ascomycota; Dothideomycetes; Mycosphaerellales; Mycosphaerellaceae. Bases 1 to 6201 code for a protein of 2066 amino acids. The transcript has a single exon. Gene Ontology annotation, molecular function: catalytic activity.
AUGGAUGAAGACGCAGUCCAGGUGCGGGUGGCGUUCGAUUCGAGAGUCAUAACCCAGCAGCGGAUGGAGUUUAUCGCCGAAAACUUCGUAUAUGCCAUUGCUCAGCUUUCUGACAGUGAUUCAGCAAACCGACAGCUUACGACCCUACAAGGAGGAUCCUCGGAUGUUCAUCAAGCGUGGGAAUGGAAUGAUAUUGUGCCCGAGCCUACCCGGGAGUGUGUUCACAAUGUCAUUUCUCGCAAGGCCAUCCAAUACCCCUUGUCACCUGCGAUUGAUGCCUGGGAUGGCAGUUUCACCUAUGGGGAGCUGGAAGACCUCACCACAAAAAUCGCUCUCCAUCUUCACAGUAGAUCGCUCAAAGGGAAGGUCGUCUCGCUUUUGUUUGAGAAAUCAAAGUGGAUGCCGAUAGCUGCCGUUAGCGUGAUGAAAGCAGGAGGUGUCUGUCUUGCUUUGGACGCCCAACAACCUCCAGCUCGACUGAAGGGGAUAGUGACGCAAGCGGAGUCUGAACUGAUUUUAUGUGCCGAGAGCAACAUCUCCCUUGCGCAGCAGAUUGGAGGACAUGUACUUGUCGUUGGACCAGACCGCCAGUGGCCGAGGGGGGAUUCAUCCACCCUGCCGACCGUAGUUCCAUCUGAUGCCCUCUACGUCAACUUCACCUCAGGCAGUACCGGGAUCUCAAAGGGAGCUAUCAGCACGCAUGAGGGCUUCUGUUCUUCGAGAACUCACCAACAGAAGACACUGGGGUUCUCCGAAUCAUCACGUGUGCUCGACUUCUCCUCCUAUGCCUUUGAUGCGUCCUGGGCGAACUGUCUGCACAGUCUAACUUCUGGGGGCUGCCUUUGCAUUCCCGCACAAGAGGAGCGUGAUAAUGAUCUUGCUGGUUGCUUGAAACGAUACAACAUCAACUCGGUGGAUCUCACGCCAUCUGUUGCGCGGAUUGUCGGUCGCGAGUCUCUUUCGCAGCUAUCUUCCCUCAUUCUAGGCGGGGAGCCCGUUGUUCCUGAGGAUGCCAAUCUAGCCGGCCCAGAUACCAAGAUCUUCAACGUUUACGGACCUGCUGAAUGCACAAUCACUGCAACACUGGCGGAACUGCGACCAAAUGACAUUUCCAUUGGGCGUGGUGCAGGUGUAUGUACUUGGGUCGUCAACACAGACACCGAUACUCUCAGCAAGAUUGGAGAGGUUGGUGAGCUUUGGCUGGAGGGACCUUUGGUAGGCAAAGGAUAUCUCAAUGACCCACAACGUACGAAAGAAUCCUUCAUCGAGAACCCUUCCUGGCUGGUCGCGGGUGUCACUGGUACAUGUGGCCGGCCUGGUCGGCGGGGAAGACAUGGAAUACUAUAUCGUACUGGUGAUCUCGUUCGAUAUAGAGCGGAUGGAUCGUUGAUAUUCGUGGGGCGCAAGGACACGCAAGUCAAGAUUCGUGGGCAGAGAGUUGAGCUGAGCGAGGUCGAACAGCACAUUCUGGACGCCCUACCGGUUGAUAUUUCUGCGACGGUGGUUGCGGAGUUGAUCAACCCAGUGGAUACCCGCGGAGGCGCUCUUGUUGCGUUUGUGACACUGAAAGAUGCAGAGAUUACCGACAUGACUGAACAAUCACACAAUGCGGCUGUUGAAAACGCCGUGGCGGGUGUGCUGGCCAGCCUCGCGCAAGUCAUUCCCCCGUAUUUGAUACCAGCCGUCAUAAUCCCCUUACAGAGACUACCUUUGCUCAGUUCAAAAAAGAUUGACAGGAAAGCAUUGCGCACUCUCGGUGCGAGCCUCUAUACUCAGCAUCGCAACACUGGCAGUCGGGCGGAAGAAUGCUUGGACUUGCAGCCUUCCAAUGAUGCAGAAACCAUUCUCCAGCAAGUCUGGAUGUGUGUUCUCAACUUAUCCAUGGACGAAGUACCGAUCAACAAGUCUUUCGCCCGGCUCGGUGGAGACUCCAUCACUGCAAUGCAAGCCGUCUCACAGGGUAGGCUUCGUAACAUCUCGUUCACCGUAACAGAUGUACUGGAAGCUUCAACGAUUAGGAAACUCGCUCCUCGUUGUAAACUUGUUGCACCACCGCAAGCGUUUGAAUUGAGCCAGCUUGGGAGUGCGGAAGAGGGUACAGGGGACGGGAAUCCUUUCGACUUGUCUCCCAUCCAGAAAAUGUUCUUCGAGGCAUACCCAGAGGGCMUCAAUCAUUGGAACCAGAGCUUCCUCCUGGAACUUGAAAGACCAGUUUCCACAACACUGCUAGACAAUGCUUUGAAAGCUGUCGUCGCACGCCACGGAAUGUUACGCUGUCGGUUUGAAAAGGAUACAAGAACCGGUCAAUGGAUACAGAGAGUCAUGCCAAAGACUGACGGUGAUGCUUCUCUCCUGCAAGCGCACGUCGUAGACUCCCUCGAGCAAGUUUUCAAGACCUCUCGAUCAAGACAGCAAUCGCUUAAUCUCCAACAUGGUCCGGUCUUCACCAGUGACUUGUUCCAGAUAUCUUCUACUGGAACUCAGCUCCUUCUCUUAUCGGCUCAUCACGCAAUCAUCGAUCUCGUAUCGUGGCGUAUUCUAUGGGUUGACAUUGAGGACUUUGUAGACCACGGGAAACUGCUUUCGCACCCGACAGCCUCCUUUCAGCAAUGGUGCCAUCAUCAGAUUGUCGUGGGAUCCAGCCUCUCUCCUUUGUCGGUCUUGCCCUAUGUGUUUCCUGAGCCGCCGUUGAACUUCUGGGGCAUCUCGCCUUCGGACAACACAUAUGCAGGGUGUGAGGCUCAUGAGCUCAGCUUUGAUUCGAAUAUCACCUCAGCUCUAUUCGGAGCAGUCAAUGAAGCUCUUCGUACCGAGCCGAUUGAAAUUAUGAUCGCGGCAUUGAUGCAUUCGUUCCUGCAGAUAUUCCCUGAGCGAGAGCCGGCGGUUGUAUGGCUGGAGGGACAUGGCCGCGAAUCACUCGACGAGACACCUAUAGAUGUCACCAGUACAGUCGGAUGGUUUACCACCCUCCACCCUCUUGUCGUUCCUAUAUCCCUGGGAAGUACCCUCGUGGAUACAGUCCGUCUCGCCAAAGACAACCGACGGCGUGUACCCAACAAAGGCCAAUCCUACUUUUCCUGUCGUUACCACAGCGAGUCUGGACGGGAGAUAUUCAAAGGACACGGCCUCCCGGAAUUGGUCCUCAACUUCUCGGGCCAAUUUCAGCAACUGGAGGCCAGAGGAGGCCUUUUCACGCGUCCGGACAGCUUCGGCGUGGAGAAUAGCGAUAUUGGCGAGAUCGCUCCAACAGCAAAACGUACCAGCAUGAUCGAGGUCAACGCAGCAAGAGAAGAGAACCAAUUCCUGGUCACAUUUUACAUCCACAAGGAUCUGAAGCAUAGAGAGAGGCUGAAGGAGUGGAUCACUUCCUUUUCUCAUACAGUGGAGUCUGCGACCGAGGAACUACUCCGUCAUGCUCCGAGUUUCACCUUGGCCGAUUUACCUCUACUGCCUUUGUCUUAUUCGGGCCUUGAUAUGCUGCUGAGACAGCAACUUCCCCGUUCUGGAAUCUUGCCAAGCGAUGUUGUUGAUAUAUAUCCAUGCUUACCGGCGCAAGAAGGUAUCCUGCUGAGCAAGCAAAAGAUGGCAGCUUCAUAUUCUACAUCAACAGUCUGGAGCUGCGUGCCGGGACAAGGUGGUUCAUCCGUAAUCUCCACAUCGAUGCUUGAGGAAGCUUGGAGGACAGUGGCGCAGCGGCAUACCAUUCUGCAAUCCGUUUUCGUGUUCAACCCUGAAGGCGAAGGUUUCGUCCAAGUCCUCCUCCGUGACCCGCACGUUCACAUCGUCACUGUCGAUGCUAUCAAURAGACAGCGGUGGGGAGGUUGGAGAAACUUGAAGGGGUAAAGUUCACAUCCCGCGAACCGGAACAUGCAUUCUUCAUCUGCCAGUCCAGUACGGGUGAGGUAGCUUGUAGACUGGAUGCCUGCCAUACCCUCAUUGAUGCUGCCAGUUUGAGUCGACUGGUAGAAGAGUUGACAUAUGAGUAUGAGGGCACUAGAUUGGAUCCCGCAACACCAUUUCGAGACGUUGUGAGCCAUGUCACAAGCAUACCAAAGGACCAACGUCUUUCCAGAUGGAGCAAGCUCUUGCAGAACGUAAAGCCAUGCCAGUUCCCAAUUCAGGCCACUAAGUCCCACCAUGGCGGUACUAUCGAGCGAUUCAGCUACAUAUAUCUUCCACAACCUGCAGUUGAAGGCGUGACCGCCUUUUGCAGGCUGCAAAACGUGACUCGCUUUGUCUUUAUCCAAGUCGCAUGGGCGCUGGYUCUGGCUCACUUCACCGGCGAGAAAGAUGUCUGCUUUGGCUAUCUUUCUAAUGGACGUGACACACCUGUAGCUGGGAUUGAAGACGUCGUCGGUCCUCUGAUGAGCUUACUCGUAGGCCGCGUUGAUCUUCGCGGGUCAGUGGAAGAAGUGCUCCACAAUACCUCGCAGGCGACAAUUACGCAUCGAAGCAUUCAGCACACUUCUUUGGCCGAAAUCCAGCAUCAUCUGGGUAUUUCUUCUCAAAAUUUGUUCAAUACGACACUUUCGGUGCGGGCAGCAGACAAGCUGGCAAAGAAAGGAGGCAUUACAUUCCAUCCCCAAGCUGGCGAAGACAUGCAUGAGUUUGAUGUGGGACUCAGCGUCAUGAUUGAGCAUGAUGCGAUGGAGGUGGUCUUGGAGUAUCGAGAAUCCUGCAUCUCUGCUCAGAUUGCGCAGGAAGCUGCUAGGGUUUUGGCCCAGGCAUUCGAGUUCCUUCUUACCACGACAAGCGACCAAGACAGCAACACACACCUCGAGAUAAGGGACGCCUCGGACUCAUUUUUCAGGCACGUUGUUGGAAGUGAGUCGCCGGUAGCGAGGAAGUUCUGGUCGGAGCAAUUCGCUGGCAUCCAGGUCUCUCACUUCCCGUCAACGCCGCUCACUCCAACCGUCGAAGCUGUUGACGAUACCUUAGAGCUUGAUUUUCAAGAUUUCACGUCAGAAGGACAAGAAUUCACAGCUUCAACCGUGCUUAGGGCUGCUUGGGCGCUGCUAGCAUGCCGUAUGACUGGUUCUUACGAGGCAGUCUUUGGUAUCACCGUCCCGAGUGACACCAACACCGGUACCGCACUUCCCAUGCGUGUCGUGGUCGAUAUGCAGGACAGCGUAGCAAAGUUUCUCCGUCGGAUUGAGUCCCAAGGUGAUGACAUCCGCCAAUUUGGUCGAAUUGGAUACCACUGGCUCAAGUCAUUGAACGACGAAGCGGCGGUUGCUUGCGAUUUCCGAGCUGUGGUGGAAGUACUGGAUGAUGCUGUCGAGCUGCCUCCGAUGCACGCCGGGGCUAUAUCCAUCCGAUGUAUCAUGAGUACCCAGCGAUGUACGAGACUCCAACUUCGGUUCAACUCAAGCAUCAUGGCAAGAGAACAGGCGACACGCAUGCUCCGUCAGCUCAAGCAAAUCACUAGCCGACUGCUCGAUACAAGUCUGAGAGAUCAAACGCUCAACAGCGUAGAUAUGACCAGCUUGGAAGACCUGCAACAAAUUUGGCGGUGGAAYGCAACGGUUCCAGCAGCAGUCAAUUCGACCAUGCAUGAGCUCAUCACACUCAAAGCCCAUGAACAACCCUCCGCCCCAUGCGUCUGCGCUUGGGAUGGUGAUCUGACCUACCAGCAAGUGGACGAUCUGUCGACAAAACUAGCCAUUGAGCUCGUCGUUCGAGGCGUCACGCCAGGCUCGGUGGUCUUGCUCCUAUUUGAGAAAUCCAUGUGGAUGCCCAUUGCCGCGCUCGCAGUGAUGAAGUCGGGCGCGGUCGCCAUGGCUACAGAUGCCACCUCUCAGUCUGAGCAAAGACUUGUUGCAAUGGUUGAGAAAGUUCAGGCCGCGGUCUGUCUCUCGUCGCUCGCGAAUGUAGGACUGGCAGGCCGUUUGUGUGGUACGGUUGUUAUAGUCGGUUCGGAACUGUACAAGAGUCCACUGUAUGCUCCAGAGAGACUUCUCCCUGCGGUUGGCGCAAAGGACAUUCUGUUCGUGCAAUUUACAUCGGGGUCGACGGGAGUUCCAAAAGCUGUCAAGAUUACACACGGGAACAUGUGUAGCGCCGUAACCCAUCAAGGACGAGCACUUGGCUAUCACAAGGACGCCAGGGUUUUGGAUUUCGCCUCUUACUCAUUCGACGUGUUCUGGUCAAAUCUCCUCAACACCUUGAUCAUUGGUAGGUUUCCCGUCCCUAAGGCGUGA